Acaulospora morrowiae is the source of this 429-nucleotide messenger RNA. Lineage: Eukaryota; Fungi; Glomeromycota; Glomeromycetes; Diversisporales; Acaulosporaceae. The record is from the annotation of a GenBank genome assembly.
AUGUAUCUAACUUGGUUACGCAAUCACCUUAGUAACCUCAAACCGGAAGAUUAUUACAAGAAGCUUGGUUAUUCUCACAAUUUAAGGAGUCAUGCCGAGGAGAAAUUGCAUAAGAUGCUCAAAUUGAUCAUAAAAGAGAAUUACAUAAUUAAUCGCAAGAAAGCGACGAAUUUCUUAAAUAAUUUUGUGGUAAAUGAGAAUAUCACUGCUAGCUCCAUGGACACAUUCAUCCGAGUGCGAGAUGUAUUGGUAGAAGCCUCAUUUGGCAAGUUAACACACGAAGUGGUAGGACGAAAUUCGGCGUACAAAACUAUCAAAAACGUCACUAAAAAGAUCUAUUAUAAGACAGAGGUUCUGAACGAAUUUCAACCGCCUUCAAAAAGACUCAAGGAGGAUAAACUCGAACAGCCACAUACUCCAAAAGAUAAG